Messenger RNA from Mercurialis annua (annual mercury), 663 nucleotides. RefSeq lists its product as uncharacterized. The transcript is spliced from 2 exons. The coding region runs from base 165 to 542 and encodes 125 amino acids. The record is from RefSeq and is a predicted model, not a curated record. NCBI's taxonomy places the organism in Eukaryota, Viridiplantae, Streptophyta, Magnoliopsida, Malpighiales, Euphorbiaceae.
AGUUCUCCUCCUUCAUUCAAACGAAGCCCUAAACACUACCAACUCAUACUCCGCUGCACACAUUAGCCGUCGUCUACCGUCGGCGAUUCUUCUUCCUUUCUGUGAUAUCACCGGUCCGCGCUCAACCUCCAAUACAGUGACUGCUACUACCUGGUGGAUUCAAUAUGCCGAAAAAGAAAUCUGUUGAGCCAAAGCCAACAGAAGUAGAAGAGGCGACUUUUAUUGCAAAACAACCAAAGAAGGAAAAACCAAAGAAGAAAAAGAAACCUAGUAAUGAGAUUGAUGAAAUCUUUGCCGGAAAGAAGAGAAAGAAACCUGAAAAGAAUGGCAAUGGCGAUGAAAAGUCAAAAUCAUCUGAAAAGAAAACGAAAAAGAAGAAGACUAGAGAAGAUAGAGAAGGAAGAUUUACAGACCCACCUGUUAAAUCUCGAAAGAAAACGGAGGAUGGGUUUAAUAUCUAUGCAGAAGAUGAAUUGGGUAUUAACAGUUCCAACGGUGGAGGUACUCCACUCUGCCCUUUUGAUUGUGAAUGUUGCUUUUGAUUGAUUUGUGCUCUUGUUGUAUACUGCAAUUAAAUUGAAUUGAAAUUUAUAUAGCCUGUGCUAGUUUGAUACUAAAAUUUCUUUUUGUUUUACCUAUAUUAUUUAUGUUUACUGUUUUUAA